Molecule: messenger RNA, 1905 nt
Organism: Condylostylus longicornis
Lineage: Eukaryota; Metazoa; Arthropoda; Insecta; Diptera; Dolichopodidae
Exons: 4
Coding region: 193-1905 (570 amino acids)
Cellular component (GO): nucleus
Molecular function (GO): DNA binding
Source: RefSeq, a predicted model, not a curated record
AUACUUAAACUAAAAAAAAAACCCAUCCCUUAUUGAAUUUGUCAAAUGACAAAUAAAAAUAUGUCACAUUAAAAAUUGACAAAAAUUUGCGCGCGUAAAUUUUUUAGUUUUCUUAGUGUUUCUGUUAAGCGGAGAACAACUUUUCUUAAGACUGGAUCUACUGGAAGUGAAACUUUGUUAAAAAAAUUAAAUAUGGGAAAAUAUUCAGAAAAGACACUACAAUGCGCACUUCAAGAAAUUAAAAAUGGGAUGAGUGUGAGAUCAGCAUCGAAAAAAUUUAAUAUUCCGAGGACCACAUUGCAAGAUAAAAAAUUUAAGAGACACCAACAACAAGUAGGAGCUCCUUCAUUUUUAACUGCAGCAGAGGAACAAACUUUAGUAAAAUGGAUUCUGGAUUUAGCUAGUAGAGGGUUUCCAGUAACUAAAUCUCAAUUACUACAAAGUGUUUCCAAAUUAGCUGAAAACAUAAAUAGGCCUAAUAAAUUUAAAAACGGUAUGCCUGGAAAAUUUUGGUAUAAAGGAUUUUUGAAUCGAAAUCCGAAUAUUUCUGAAAGAGUUUCACAAACUCUUACUACAGGAAGAGCCAACGUAACAGCGGAAUCUUUAAAAAAGUGGUUUCAAAGUGUUUCAAAUUAUUUUGAAAAUUUUUCGGAAUUAAAACAAGUUUUAUCUAACCCGGAAAGGAUUUUUAACUGUGACGAAACAGCAUUUUUUUUAUGUCCAAAAGGUAACAAAGUACUUGCCCAGAAAGGAUCAACUCAUACCUAUAUUCGUUCGGCAAACGACGAAAAAGAAUGCUUAACAGUUUUAAUAGGGGCAUCGGCAGUUGGAAAACUUAUGCCUACCCUUGUACUUUUUCAAUACAAAAGAAUUCCUGCGAAUAUUGUAAGAAAAAUGCCAACAUCAUGGGGUAUAGGUAGUUCAGAUUCAGGAUGGAUGACUUGCCAAACAUUUUAUGAAUACAUUACAAACUGCUUUUAUCCAUAUUUAUUAGAAAAAAAAAUUGAAUUACCAAUAAUUUUAUUUUUAGAUGGCCACUCAUCACAUAUUUCGUUGCAUCUGACCAAUUUUUGUAGAGAAAAAGGUAUAAUAUUAAAACAAAAGAGCAAUUUGAUUACAACACAAAAUAAGGAAUAUAAUGUAAAUCAGAUCAUACCUGAAGAAUGGACAGGAUGCAAAAAAGACGAGAGCCUAUUUUAUAUAUGGCAGUCUACUCAAAAUAAAAUACAAUCAAAUAACUGUGUUGUAUCCGAUAAUACAACUCAAUAUAAUCAAACUUUAAUUAAAAAUAUAUUUGACGAUUCAGUCUGGGAAGAGUGCAAUAAUAUAAUGGAAUUAGUAAUUCACCCUGAUGAAGAACCCGCAUCACCUACAGCACUUAUGGAAUCAUCUGUCUUAGAGAGUAAAAAUAACGUCCAUGAAAAUUCAAGUGAAAAAAAUAUAAAAAUCGAUCAGAUAACAACUCUUAUAGAAAACGAUGUAACACAAGUUCCUGAACCUCAAUUUAUUAAUGAUGACACUAAUGGGACUACAUAUUCAACGCCUUUUAAAAAAGCUUUAUUUUGGCCUGAAAUCGAAAAGAGUGGACACAAAAAAGCAGUCAAGCGGAAGCUAACACCGAAAACAAAGAUUAAUGAGGGAAAUAUAAAAACAGCUUCACUUGAAAUAAAUGUAAGUGAUUACGUGAUUGUAUUGUACGAAGAGGAAAAGUAUCCAGGGAUAAUUUUGAGUAUUGAAAAUGAUCAAAAUUUUAAAGUAAAAACAAUGACCAUGAGUGGUACAAAUUGGCGUUGGCCUGAAAAAGAUGAUAUCCUUGUGUAUCAAAAAAAAGAUAUUAUUAAAAAAUUAAAUCAUCCGCUAUUAUUAAACAGCCGAGGUGUUUAUUCUUUUAAUGAUUUUCAUUAA